This is a messenger RNA of Caretta caretta (loggerhead turtle), 3274 nucleotides long. RefSeq names its product THUMP domain 3 tRNA guanosine methyltransferase (gene THUMPD3). Gene Ontology annotation, molecular function: tRNA (guanine) methyltransferase activity; RNA binding. The record is from RefSeq and is a predicted model, not a curated record. Lineage: Eukaryota; Metazoa; Chordata; Testudines; Cheloniidae. Gene Ontology annotation, biological process: tRNA methylation.
ACCGGAAGUAGCGUUGCAGGCGUGCGUGGUAGUGCCUGUUGGCGCCGGUAACUAAGACGUGCGGUGCCUGGAGACCGGUGUCUGUGUAUCCCCCUCCAGCUUUGGGGCGGCCAGAGCUGCGUCCCCUGGGAGCUUAGGAGCGGGUUGGGGGUGAGCGGCCGUAGGGAAAGUGGAGAGCCCCCAGGAGACUCGGCGAAGCCGUGUCCACCCCGGCCUCUGAGAAGUGCUACUGCCACUACCUUACAAUCCCUCGGUACAUAAUAGACCUGCACGGGGGUCUGAAGUGCUGUAAAAAUGUCAGUUAUUGAAGAGGCUUCUGCCACGUUAGCUGAAGUGAACCUAGAUGACACCCCUAAACCUUUAACUGAAAACUUAGAAAGUGAUCCCAGCUCAAGCCUGAAAGAUAUCGUGGUCACGAUUGGAGCUACUGUACCAACUGGCUUUGAGUUGACAGCAGCAGAUGAAGUGAAAGAGAAAUUAGGAUCACAGUCCAGAAUAAGCAAGGACCGAGGGAAAAUCUAUUUUGAAAUUUCAGUAGAGAAACUUUCACAGGUUCAUCGUUUAAGAUCUGUGGAUAAUUUAUUUGUUGUUGUUCAGGAGUUUACAGAUUAUGAGUUUAAAGAAACUAAGGAAGAUACUCUAAAGGAUUUGGAGGACCUGGCUAAAAAACUGCCCUGGAUUGACCCUUUGAAAGUAUGGAAGCUAAAUACCAACCUCAAGAAGAGAAAGACAAAACAUAAAAAACAAAAUCAACAGAGUAGUGCAAGCAAAGAAAAGCUGAAUGAUGAUGGAGGAAAGGACAGAGCAAAUCAAAAAGAUGCUGAUAAAGAGUUGCUUGACCAUGCACAAACUACCCCAGGCUUGAAAUCUGCUGAACAGAAUGCAGAAGAGACACAGGAAAUGAUCCUAGCAGAUGACCAAUCAGAUGGCAAAGAUGAAUUCCUGAAUAUAACUGGAAAUGAAAACCAAGCUGGCGACUGCAAGAAAGGUGAAGCAGAAGAUCAGGUGCUGAAAUUCCGUGUUACAUGCAAUAGAGCAGGUGACAAACAUAGUUUUACAUCGAAUGAUGCAGCAAGAGACUUUGGUGGAGCUGUGCAAGAUUACUUCCAGUGGAAGGCUGACAUGACCAACUUUGAUGUGGAGGUUCUCUUGAACAUUCACAAUAAUGAAGUAGUGGUGGGCAUUGCAUUAACUGAAGAGAGUCUUCACAGAAGAAAUAUUACACAUUUUGGACCCACAACUCUUCGAUCCACCCUUGCUUAUGGUAUGCUAAGGCUCUGUGAUCCUCAGCCAACUGACAUUAUAAUUGAUCCAAUGAGUGGAACCGGAGCUAUACCAAUAGAGGGGGCUACGGAGUGGCCUAGCUGUUAUCAUAUUGCAGGUGAUAACAAUCCACAGGCUGUGAAAAGAGCAGCAAAUAACAUCUGCUCUUUGUUGAAGAAAAAUCAGAAUAAAGAAAGUGGUACUUCCUGGGGCAUACCCAUAGAUACCAUUCAGUGGGAUAUCUGCAAUCUCCCCUUGAGGACCAGCUCUGUGGAUGUUAUUGUAACAGACAUGCCAUUUGGAAAGAGGAUAGGAUCUAAAAAGAAGAACUGGGAUCUCUAUCCAGCUUGCCUUAUGGAGAUGAGUCGCAUCUGCAGGCCUGGGACAGGCAGAGCUGUACUACUUACCCAAGACAGGAAAUGUUUUGCCAAGGCCUUGUCAAAAAUGGGACACUUGUGGCAAAAGGGUCAUACAGUCUGGGUGAACGUAGGGGGACUUCAUGCUGCAGUUUAUCUUCUGAAACGUACCUUGGAAAGAGCAGGAGAGAAACGAUCAUACUGGUAACCCACCUGUCAGCAAACAUACCAGGCAGCAUCCACUUGCCGGAAUUUCUUGGAAAGCUGUUUGCUAGAGUAUAUGCCUUAGAUUUCAGGUCUGCCAAUUCCUAAGAUCUUGUAAGGAAAGGAAUGUGUUUAAAAAAAAAAUGUGCACAUACAUUCUGUUAAGAGAAUACUGGUCCAGGGAUCAGCUUGAAAAGCGUCAUUUCCACUGUGUACUCUGGAACCUUUUUAUUUGAAACCAAAGUAGAAAAAAGGCAAAAUCCACCAACAGAAUUACGAAUUUUUUCCUGUGCGUAUGAAUCUGCUUUACCAUGUUUGUGGUGUUCUUCACUUGAAUGUACAUGUUUUCAUGUUCACCAGGGAACUAGCAGGGUAACUUCUCAAAAUGGUAGAAUUUGUGUGAAGAUCUUAAGCUGCUGAUGUACAAGACUCCUGAAGGCUGUCUUUAGUUUGAGGGCUUUUUUGGUAAUAGUGUUGCUUUAUGGAAGGAUUUUUUUCCAAUGGAGAGAGAUCUCCUUUUUGUUUCAUUAGUUAAUAUCAUUGCCAAAAUGUAAGAAGACUAACACAAAGUAGUGCCUCCAUUUAUGUUUUGUUAGAAAUGGCAUCUGCUUUGCAGUACAGUACCUUGAUACUGCUGUCCCUGUUCUCACCUGCUACCUCAACUAAGUGCUAAUUCAAUAAAUGUUUACGUAUUAUGUAUCCCUACUGUAGAUGGGGUGGAGAAAUGUAAAAAAGGGCCUUAGCAAAGUGUUUAAUUUAAAAAAUUGUGAAAUACUGUAGCACUCUCUUCACAUACUACUGCAUAUUUCUUAUGUUUGGGUGGACAGAUUUAGACUAGAACAUGACGGCUGAGAUACAUUUUAAUUCAACGGGCUCACUAGGAGAUGCUUUUGCUGUGCUACCACCUCAACUGGAAUGAAUGCAAGCUGUAAAAGUGAUUUUUUGUCCCUACUGUAAACGUACAAUAAGUGGCUUCUCAAGUCUACCAUCCCUCUUGUACUGGGGUAAAAAUGAUAGUUAACAGUUUGUCAAUCAUCAUCUUCAAAGAGUUAUGCCAUCCGUCACUCUUGAAAGUGUUUAAGGGUGGAAGAGUAAAUAUUGAAGUUCUAGAUGUUUUGGACAAGAGUUGGGUUCUUUAGGAUUUUUCUGUCUUAGUUACAUUCAUUCCCCAUUUCUUGUUCUGUAGUAGACUUUCAUGCAGCCCUUAAUACCUACUGAACAAGACUCUUCAUAUAGGAAAUAAAGCACCACCAUUACAAUUCUAAUAAAAAGGGUAUUCUGUCCCUCUAUAAUGCUUUUGCUCUUACAAGCACGUUUGUCCCCCAUGUGACCAUGGCAAGGUACCAUUCAGCCACAGUUCAUGGAUGUUUUGUUGUUCCUCAAGUUUCUUGUUGCACUGAGCUUUUACUUUAUGAUUUUACCUGAAUAUAAUAAAGUCUUAACAUAGAUUA